AUGUCUGCUGCAGAUAAAAUUCAGCAAGCUAUUGACGAAUUUCUAAAAGCUGGAUUUGAUCAGGAAGAAGAAGAUAUGUUCACCGAUGUUGCUGUUCUUAAUUCUAAUGAUCCUGAACCUAAAAAAAUUGCUGCAGGCAAAAUCAGAAUUUUAAAGAAUAAGAAAACAGGAAGAACACGUCUUUUAAUGCGUGAUCAUCCAGCACAACAAGUUCUCCUUAAUCAUUACAUUAUGCCAGGAAUGGAUAUUGAAGAUGACGCAGACUUCCUUCGCUGGUCAGCUACAGAUUAUGCUACAAAUCCAAAGGGUGAGGAUAAGCAUAUUGUUAUCAGUUUCCCUCCAGUUCGUAUGGAUUCAGGUUCCAAAUUUGUUCAGGAAUUCAAAAAGGCCAAAGAGAGAAAUGCAUCUCUCCUUAAGUAA
Messenger RNA from Trichomonas vaginalis G3, 420 nucleotides. Its product is annotated as Ran-binding protein 1-like protein. The coding region runs from base 1 to 420 and encodes 139 amino acids. Gene Ontology annotation, biological process: intracellular transport. The record is from RefSeq and is a predicted model, not a curated record. NCBI's taxonomy places the organism in Eukaryota, Parabasalia, Trichomonadida, Trichomonadidae. The transcript has a single exon.